GCAACAUGUGUUGUCUGUUAAAGGUUUACAUGAUUUUGGUUUUGCAGAAAGAAACUUUUGCAACAGCUGCUUAUCCAUCUUCAACUAUCCGUGUCAAAGCAGCUGAAAAGCUGCAAUCAAAGGAUCGGCCAUGCUUGGAGACAUUACUGCAAGAAUGUUUACAGUGGCUGUGGUCUUCUUGGCUCUUUCUGGGACUGAGGACAAGUGGGUUUCAAGAGCUGAAAAAGACUUUUCAUCAGUUACUUUGCCAAAAUGGAAUGCUACUUCAGACAACUCUCAAACAAGAAUGCCAGCAACUCUACUUCCUACUACACCAAAUCAGCUCUUAUGCCCACUCAACUGCAAUUUUGACACGAAUAUUUGUGGAUGGGAGCAGCUCACUCAGGACAGCUGUGACUGGGCAAGACAUUCAAGAUCCACACAUGCAAAUUUCACUGGACCAAAUGAUCACUCAACUGGAGCUGGUUUCAACUUGUACCUUAAUGGAGAUGGUGUGACCCAUGAGGACUCUGCUCGCUUGCUUAGUUCAGUGUGCCAACAUGGUGGCCCACUUUGCUUGCACUUUUGGUACUACAUGUACGGUUCUGCCACAAGCAUGGCUCUCAACAUUUACUUGCUCCAAAAUCGUACAGUAACAAAGCUCUGGUCUGUAAGAAACAACCAAGGACCAGAAUGGCAUCUGGGAAGUGUUGAUAUUGAAGUCAACAACUCAUUCCAUAUCAUGCUGGAAGGAAUAAAGGAGUCUAAAGCCCAGUCUCAUGUGGCCAUAGAUGACAUUUCUAUUGACUUUGGCUCAUGUUCAGAACUUGAAAAUCUUGGAACUGCACUUCCUUUGUCAACGACGGCAGCUCCAUCCCACCAAAGCACCGUCUGUAACUUUGACUGUAGCUUCAAUGGAAACUUGUGCACAUGGAGUCAAAUGGUCACUGAUGCAUUUGCCUGGACAUUGAACGAUGAGUCGAAUUCUGACCAGAUAAAUGGCUCUUCUCCUAAACUUACUGGGACCUCCCCGACGGCUGUGCCGCCCGCUCUCAAUGGGACCUCCCAGACGGCUGUGCCGCCCGCUCUCAAUGGGACCUCCCAAGCUCCAGUACUGAGUGAAUGCCAGUUUGACUGUGACUUUGAGCAGGAUUUAUGUGAAUGGAAUCAUCUGUUCACUGAUGUGUUUGACUGGGAAAGGCAUAAUGCUUCAACUUCCAACAAUACAAGUCCUUCAAUAAAAGGUGACCACUACCUAUCCAUCAAAGCCAACAGAGUGACAUAUGGAGAUGCAGCUCACCUCAUCAGCCCUAAAUGUUAUCACACUGGACCACAUUGUCUGCAGUUUAGGUACUACAUAGCUGGCUCUUAUAAAACUCUGGGGAUCAGUGUAUAUCUGCUUCAAGAUAAAAAAAUUGAUACAAUAUGGAAAAAAACAAAUGAUCAAGGAAACAUGUGGCACCUUGCUCAAGUGGACAUGGUUACAUCUCAAGCAUUCCAGAUGAUUUUUGAGGGGCAAAGUGGAAUUGGUGGGCAAACUGAAGUGGCUAUAGAUGACAUUUCUAUCCAUAAUGGAUGGUGCAAAGGUGAACCAAAAACAAAUGCUACCAAUGGCAACCAAGUUCACACUACAGAUCGACCAGAUUCUACAAAUGAAACUGUAAAUCUGCCUACGAUGAAAACGGUUGAGCCAAUAAAAAAUGAAACCAGCGGCAAUCCCAGUUCUACAACAGCUCAACCUGCAUCAACCAAUGGAACAUCAAGCCCGCUUCCAACAACUACAGCCACAGCCCACACAACCCAGAGUAGUGAAACGAGUAGUGAAACAGUUGCCAACAAUGUUUCUACUACAGCUCAACCUGCAUCAACCAAUGGAACAUCAAGACCCCUUCCAACAACUACAGCCACAGCCCACACAACCCAGAGUAGUGCAACAGUUGCCAAAAAUGUUUCUACUACAGCUCAACCUGCAUCAACCAAUGGAACAUCAACUACAGCCAAAGCCCACACAAACCAGAGUAGUGAAACAGUUGCCAAAACUGUUUCUACUACAGCUCAACCUGUAUCAACCAAUGGAACAUCAAGCCCGCUUCCAACAACUACAGCCACAACCCAGAGUAGUGCAACAGUUGCCAAAAAUGUUUCUACUACAGCUCUACCUGCAUCAACCAAUGGAACAUCAAGACCGCUUCCAACAACUACAGCCACAGCCCACACAAACCAGAGUAGUGAAACAGUUGCCAACAAUGUUUCUACUACAGCUCAACCUGCAUCAACCAAUGGAACAUCAAAACCACUUCAAACAACUACAGCCACAGCCCACACAACCCAGAGUAGUGCAACAGUUGCCAAAAAUGUUUCUACUACAGCUCAACCUGCAUCAACCAAUGGAACAUCAAGCCCGCUUCCAACAACUACAGCCAAAGCCCACACAACCCAGAGUAGUGAAACAGUUGCCAACAAUGUUUCUACUACAGCUCAACCUGCAUCAACCAAUGGAACAUCAAGACCGCUUCCAACAACUACAGCCACAACCCAGAGCAGUGCAACAAUUGCCAAAAAUGUUUCUACUACAUCUCAACCAGAUUAUUCUAAUGAAACCUUGACUCAGCUUCCAACAACUACAUCCAAAGCCCAGAUAACCCCUGGUAAUUCAUCAAGUACCCACAAUGUUUCUACUACAGCUCAGCAAGAAUUUAAAAAUGAAUCUGUAUCUCUGACGGUUGAGCCACAAAGGAAUGCAACCAGUAGCCAACUAAAUUCUACAGCUCAACCAAAAUCUACAAAUGAGACCUUACCACUGAUUCAAACAGCCAUGUCCAAUCCCCAAUUGACCCAGGGUAAUGAAACCAGUUCUCCUCAGGGUUUUUCUAAAGCUAAAGGAGUAUUUACAAAUGAAACUCUGCCCCAAUUUUCCGUUGGUGAAGGGCACCUUUCCCUGGGUAAUCUAAGUAGUGGCUGGCAGAGUUUUGCCAUGGCUCAACAGUCUACCAACAAGAGUUUUUCACAAAUUAUAACAAAUUAUUUUCAAACCUCUUCACUGCCAGUUUUAUCUUCAUCUUCAACUACACCAACUAUGGUACCAGUAACAAAUAUUCAAACACCUUCUUGUGCAGCUAACAGCCAUUUUACCACUUGCAUCCCUUCAUGCAACCCAACUUGUAGACACCCGAAUGGCCCACCACAGUGCCAAGACAAAAAAUGUGUGGCAGGCUGUGUAUGUGAUGGCAGCUUUGUACAAAAAGGGAGGGUUUGCGUGCCUUUAAAUGAAUGUGGCUGUGUGGCAAAUGGCACUACUCAUCAGUUCAAUGAAGUGUGGUACACCAGUCAUUGCAUUCAGAAAUGUGAAUGUGGAGAAAAUGAUUUUGGAUCAUUCCAUUGUUCUGAUGAGGGUUGUGGUGGCGAUGCUGUGUGCAUUCCAAAUCAGAUGAACCAGUAUUUUUGUACAUCUACAGGUUUCAGGGAGUGUAUCAUUAAGGGAGACCCAGAGUACAAAACAUUUGAUGAAACGAAGCAUGACUUUGAUGGGAAACACUUGUAUGUGUUGGUCCGGACCAAAAACUUGCCAAGUAACCUCCCAGACAUUUACAUAGAAGUUGUCAACAACAAAUGCAACUAUGAGAAAUAUAAUGAAAAUGCUGAAGUCAAAGGCAGCAAAAAUGGUGUCAAGAAUGAAGCUACUGGGACACCUGAAGGAUUCCAAGAGCUUAAAAUCAAUGUGUACAAUGUCACUGUGGAACUUAAGCAGAAAGGCAAAGUGUUUGUGAAUGGACAACAAAUUGAAACUUAUCUUUCACCCACUCCUGGGCUGGAAAUCUAUGAACAGUCGUCUUCGUUCUUCCUGAGGACGGAUUUUGGUCUUGCAGUAAAAACUAGUGGACAUUGUAAAACUGAAAUCUUGCUACCAAACUUUUAUAAAAGGAGAGUGGAGGGCUUGUGUGGGAACUUUGAUGGCCGAAUGGUAAACGAUCAAGUUAAAUCUGACGGAUCUAUGGCUAAAAACACUCAAGAGUUUGGGGAAAGCUGGAGAGUUUAUGGAAGAUGAGUACAUCUGUCAAUAAAUAUCUUUACUGACAA
Messenger RNA from Nematolebias whitei (Rio pearlfish), 4056 nucleotides. RefSeq names its product zonadhesin. The record is from RefSeq and is a predicted model, not a curated record. NCBI's taxonomy places the organism in Eukaryota, Metazoa, Chordata, Actinopteri, Cyprinodontiformes, Rivulidae. The coding region runs from base 131 to 4024 and encodes 1297 amino acids. Gene Ontology annotation, biological process: nervous system development. The transcript has 20 exons. Gene Ontology annotation, cellular component: membrane.